Molecule: messenger RNA, 1406 nt
Organism: Gossypium raimondii (Peruvian cotton)
Lineage: Eukaryota; Viridiplantae; Streptophyta; Magnoliopsida; Malvales; Malvaceae
Product: LRR receptor-like serine/threonine-protein kinase EFR
Exons: 1
Coding region: 91-1239 (382 amino acids)
Molecular function (GO): protein binding
Source: RefSeq, a predicted model, not a curated record
AACUCCUUUAAAGUUUGCAUCAUACUCCAUUGAUGACAUUCACAAGCUUUAAAAAAAAACCCUAAAAAAUAGAGCAAAUUUCAUUGAAAAAUGUUCAAUCUUGUUCAUUUUCUUCUUUUUGUUCUUCACCAUCUACUUCAAGCUCAAGCCUUAACAUUACCACAAGAUAUUUCAGCUUUAAAAGCCUUUAAAUCCUCAAUCAAACAAAGCUCAAUCCCAUCAUGGUCUUGCCUAGCUUCAUGGGACUUUUCCGACGACCCUUGCGCCGUCCCCCACCGUACUCGCUUUAUCUGCGGCGUUUCUUGCUCGCCGGACGCCACUCGUAUCACCCAAAUCACGCUUGAUCCUAUUGGUUACUCGGGUCAACUCACCCCACUCAUUUCACAACUCACCCAACUCACCACACUCGAUCUCUCUGAUAACUAUUUCUUCGGUCGUAUACCUUCUUCCAUUUAUUCUCUACGUAAUCUCCAGACUCUGACUCUAACAUCCAACUCGUUUUCCGGCUCGAUUCCUGACUCAGUCACGGCUCUCAAAUCGCUUGAAACAUUAGACCUUUCUCAUAAUGCUCUGUCCGGGAAAUUACCGAAAUCACUUAACUCGCUUACGAGUUUAAAGAGGCUCGACCUGAGUUACAACAAACUCACUGGGUUUCUACCGAAACUCCCGUUUAACUUAUUGGAACUUGCUUUAAAAGCAAAUUCUUUAUCUGGGUAUGUCUCGAAAUCAACUUUCGACGGGUUAACUCGGUUAGAAGUCGUUGAACUCAGUGACAACUCGUUUUCCGGUACCCUGGGAGCAUGGUUCUUCCUCUUACCGUCGUUACAACAAGUUGAUUUAGCCAACAACAGCUUUACACAUGUCGACAUCUCGAAGCCCGCCGGUGGUAACAGCGACCUCGUCGCCGUCAACCUUGGGUUCAACAAGAUCGAAGGGAACCUCCCGGCGAACUUCGCCGACUAUCCGAUGUUGUCUUCCCUGUCCUUGCGUUACAAUCGAUUACGUGGCGCCAUCCCAUUGGGUUACAGCAAGAAAAAGUCUUUGAGGCGAUUAUUUUUGGAUGGGAAUUUCUUGAUCGGAACACCACCGGCAGAGUUUUUCGCCGGCGAUACGGAGGUUACGGGUAGUUUGGGCGAUAAUUGUCUACGGGGAUGUCCGGCAAAUUCUCAGCUGUGCUCGCCGCGGCAAAAAUCGUACGCAAUUUGCAAGCGAGCUUAUAGUGGGAAACCAAGGUCUUAAGAGUCAAAUUUUAGUCAACGUUGUUUAUUUUUUUAAAUAAUAAUAAAAUAGUUAAAGAAUUUGUGAAAUAAUUAAAUAAUUAAUAUGAUGUAAAUAUAGUUUAAUGGAUUUGUUUUUUCUUUAAAUAAUGAUUAGUGGUGUCAGCUUUGCUGGUACCUUGAUGUUCA